Messenger RNA from Galeopterus variegatus (Sunda flying lemur), 2076 nucleotides. RefSeq names its product v-rel avian reticuloendotheliosis viral oncogene homolog B (gene RELB). The record is from RefSeq and is a predicted model, not a curated record. Gene Ontology annotation, molecular function: DNA-binding transcription factor activity, RNA polymerase II-specific; RNA polymerase II cis-regulatory region sequence-specific DNA binding. Bases 1 to 1650 code for a protein of 549 amino acids. Gene Ontology annotation, biological process: canonical NF-kappaB signal transduction; non-canonical NF-kappaB signal transduction; regulation of transcription by RNA polymerase II. The transcript is spliced from 11 exons. Lineage: Eukaryota; Metazoa; Chordata; Mammalia; Dermoptera; Cynocephalidae. Gene Ontology annotation, cellular component: cytoplasm.
AUGCCGAGUCGCCGCGUCGCCAGACCGCCCGCUGCGCAGGAGCUGGGGGCCUUGGGGUCGGCUGACCUCUCUUCGCUCUCGCUCACCGUUUCCAGGACCACGGGUGAGGAGCCCUCCACAGUUCCUGCACGCCUGCAUGCGCAGGAUGGGGGUGGGGGGCGGCCAGUGGAGAAGGCAUUGGGCAUGCCUGUCUGUGGAGUUCGCCGAGGUCCAUCUCAGCUUUCCCCUGACGGGCUGUGUCUCUCCCUGCCCGCGAUGGGCCCCCUAGGUGUGCCUACCUCCCCGGCGAUUAGGAGCUUGACAGAUGAAUUGGACCUGGUUGUUACCGAGCAGCCCAAGCAGCGCGGCAUGCGCUUCCGCUACGAGUGCGAGGGCCGCUCUGCCGGCAGCAUCCUCGGGGAGAGCAGCACCGAGGCCAGCAAGACGCUGCCCGCCAUCGAGCUCCGGGAUUGUGGAGGGCUGCGGGAAGUGGAGGUGACCGCGUGCCUGGUGUGGAAAGACUGGCCUCACCGAGUCCACCCACAUAGCCUUGUGGGGAAAGACUGCACCGACGGCGUCUGCAGGGUGCGGCUCCGGCCUCAUGUCAGCCCCCGGCACAGCUUUAACAACCUGGGCAUCCAGUGUGUGAGGAAGAAGGAGAUUGAGGCUGCCAUUGAGCGGAAGAUUCAACUGGGCAUUGACCCCUACAAUGCCGGGUCCCUGAAGAACCAUCAAGAAGUGGACAUGAAUGUCGUGAGGAUCUGCUUCCAGGCGUCGUAUCGAGACCAGCAGGGACAGAUGCGCCGGAUGGACCCAGUGCUCUCUGAGCCUGUCUAUGACAAGAGUGAGUCAAGAGUGCUCAAGUUGGGGGCCCAGUGGGCCAGCUGUCCUGGCUCAGCGGUUGUCCCUACUCUCCCACCAGAGGAUAUAUCAGUGGUGUUCAGCACAGCCUCCUGGGAAGGUCGGGCUGACUUCUCCCAAGCCGAUGUCCACCGCCAGAUUGCCAUUGUAUUCAAGACGCCACCCUAUGAGGACCUGGAGAUUGUUGAGCCUGUGACAGUCAAUGUCUACCUGCAGCGGCUCACCGAUGGUGUCUGCAGCGAGCCGCUGCCCUUCACAUACCUGCCUCGGGACCAUGACAGCUAUGGUGUAGACAAGAAGCGGAAACGGGGGAUGCCUGACGUCCUUGGGGAGCUGAACAGCUCUGAUCCCCAUGGCAUCGAGAGCAAACGGCGGAAGAAAAAGCCAACCUUCUCAAACCACUUUCUGCCCAGCCACGGCUCAGGCCCAUUCCUCCCACCGUCAGCCCUGCUGCUGGACACAGACUUCUUCCCCGGCACCGUGUCCCUGCCCGGCCUGGAGCCUCCCGGCGGGCCUGACCUCCUGGACGACGGUUUUGCCUACGACCCCGUGGCCCCCACGCUCUUCACCAUGCUGGACCUGCUACCCCCGGCGCCGCCACUUGCUAGCGCUGUCGCUGGCAGCGGGGGUGCAGGGGUCGCAGUUGGGGAGCCCCCUUGCCCCGAGCCGCUGACGCUGGACUCGUACCAGGCCCCGGGCCCCGGGGACGGAGGCACAGCCAGCCUUGUGGGCAGCAACAUGUUCCCCAACCAGUACCGCGAGGCAGCCUUUGGGGGCGGCCUCCUGUCCCCCGGGCCUGAAGCCACGUAGCUCCCGCGGUGUCAGAGGAGAGGUGCUUGGAUGGGGGGAGGCGCAGGGGCGUGCGAACACAACCGGAGUGUUCAGCACCCCCAUCCCCCUGGGCCACCCUUGGUCAGUUUUCCGACCUCCUCAUUCUUCUUAACCGGACAUCUUCAGCGCUGGCGGGAAGCACCGUAGCUAUACGUGUUUCCCCUUGAGCCCAUUUUACAAAUGAGAAAACUGAGUCUGGAAAGGAAAAGGGGCGUUACUUCCGUGUACUAGCUUGUUAAAGCUGCCUCAAUCCCCCAAGUGGGGCACCUGCUCCAGCCGGAUUCCGGAAAGACUGUAUAUAUGAGAAGAGGGGGAAGACCCCCAGCCUUCCUUCCCCAGACCUAAAGGUGGAGGGUAGGUUGGUUGUUCAGAGUCUUCCCAAUAAAGAUGAGUUUUUGAGCCUUG